Messenger RNA from Wickerhamiella sorbophila, 2358 nucleotides. RefSeq names its product U3 small nucleolar RNA-associated protein 14. NCBI's taxonomy places the organism in Eukaryota, Fungi, Ascomycota, Dipodascomycetes, Dipodascales, Trichomonascaceae. Gene Ontology annotation, biological process: rRNA processing. Bases 1 to 2358 code for a protein of 785 amino acids. The transcript has a single exon. Gene Ontology annotation, cellular component: nucleolus; small-subunit processome. The record is from RefSeq and is a predicted model, not a curated record.
AUGGCCAAAACUCAGCGCAAGCGCGCUAGCCAACUAAAGAACAGGGCUUUAAAUGCGUUCGAUAUCGCUGUGGAUGAUCAGGAAUAUAUCAAAGGCUUACGCCAACAGCAAGAUAUCGAUCUUGACAACUUCACUGAUGAUCGGAUCCGCGAGCUUUUAAACGGUGAAGUUAACAGCGACGAUGACGAAGAGAUCGACUCCGACGAGGCCAUUGGGUCCGCAUCAGACAUUGAGAUCGAUCUGAAUGAAGAUGAGAGCGAUUGGGGCAAUUCAUUUGAUGAAGCAGACCUUGUCGAUCUUUCUCAAGCUUGGGACAUGGAUGAAUCCGAUAAGACUGGUGAAAAUAACGAUACAAAAGAUGGCGUCCAGGCUAAUGUUGAGAGCGAAAGCGAAACAGUUCCAAGUGCAAGUGAUAGUGAGGCCCAAAGCGGUGACCAGAGUGAAAGUGAUAGCGAACUUGGCUUUAGUGAUAUGGAAAGUUUGGAUAGCGAAGAAGAGGACAAUGACGCUCUCAGAGAUGCUGUGAAGAAGAUUUCUGGUGCCAAGGGCAGGGUUGGUCAAAGAUUCGAUACCCAUGCCGGCCCCGAGAAUCCCUUCAUGAUGCCGAGCGGCCAGGACAAGCUUUCGUUGGAUGAACUGACUGGAACCGUAAAGGCCGAUCUCAAACUUGUCAAGCCUAAGUUGACGCCAAAAACACUCAACGUGCCCCUUCCCCAGCGUAUCCAAUCACGAGCUGAUCGUGGAGCUGCCUACGGGCUCGCCAAAGACGAGGUCACUAAAUGGGAAGACACUGUAAAAGCUAAUCGACGAGCUGAGCAUCUUAGUUUCCCUAUCAAUGCUCCUCCUCAGCAUCAGUUACCCUCUGUUUUUGUUGCAAGCGAAAACAAGACGAGCUUGGAAGAAACCGUGCAAAAGUUACUAGUCCAAUCUUCGUUGGCUGAUGAGCGGGCGGCUUCUGCAUUUGAGGAAACUGCCCCGAGUACCUUGUCUUUUGAGGAGCUGCGCCAAAGACGCCAAGAGCUACGAUAUAAGCGUGAGCUUAUGUUUAGAGAAGAGCAGCGCGCCAAACGGAUCAAGAAGAUCAAAUCCAAGUCUUAUCGUCGGGUUCAUAAGAAGGAAAGAGAACGAGAGCGUGCUCUUCUUGAAGCUGCAGGCGAGAUUUCCGAAGACGACGAAGAGGAGCAGAUGCGCAAACGUGCCUUGGAGCGGGCGUCCUUGAAACACAAAACUACUUCCAAAUGGGCCAAACGCAUGAUCGAGCAUGGCAUGUCAAAGGACGCUGAGACUCGUGCUGAAAUGGAAGAAAUGUUAAGACAAGGUGAGUCUAUGCGCCAAAAGGUGAUUGGACAUAGUGAUGAAAGUGACGCCGAGGAAGAGGAUAUCUUUGAGUUCACAAAAGAUGAAGCUCCACGCAAAGGUGUCAUGGGGAUGAAGUUUAUGGUUGAUGCCGAGAACAAGCAGCGCGAUGCGAACCGUCGCAUGUUGGAAGGCAGUGAAGACGAGGCUGAGUUCCAAAAUCCCGGUCGUAAGAGCUAUGAUCCUGUGGCUGCUGCAGACGAAGAACUUACUGCUCAGGCUAUGGCCGAUAGUGAUCAUGGCGUACCCAAAGGAAAGAUUGCUCACAAACGCAAACAAAUCGGUGACGAGGAGGUUAUUAUUCGCCGUGAGCCCACUGAGACCCGCACAGCAGCCGAGCCCGAGCCUGAGCCUGAGACGUCAGAAAACCCCUGGCUCGCCGUUUCUUCGCAUAGAUCAAGCUCCAAAUUUGCUAGCGUCACCAAGGAUUCGACCCAGAACGAACGGGCUGCACACCGACUGAAAAAGGCCAAAAAGUCUCGCGUUGAAGAAGAAAACGUUGAAAUCGAUGUUGCUGAUACGUUGGGGGGCAUGGUUCGAGAGGGCCAAAUGACACUUGCCCAGCAAGACUUGGUGCGACGCGCAUUUGCUGGAGAUGACGUUGCGGCAGAGUUCCAAGCUGAGAAAGAAGAGACCGUAGAAGCCGAUGGUACCAAGGAGAUUGAUGAGACCUUGCCUGGUUGGGGUUCAUGGGGUGGUGACGGGCUGGCCCCCAAGGUGCGGCGAAUUCGUAAAGUCACUGGAGUUGAUGAAAAGCGACGCAAGGAUUAUCGGAAACGGGACGUGAUCAUCAACGAAAAGGUGAACAAAAAGAAUUCGCGGUACACCGCAAGUGCGGUUCCGUUCCCCUUCGAGAACCGGGCGCAGUACGAACGGUCUUUGCAAAUGCCCCUUGGUCAGGAGUGGCAGACAAAAGACACGUUCCAGCGGCAAAUCAAGCCACGAGUACUUGUCAAACGCGGUGAAGUUAUUGAACCCAUCAAGGCCAAGCACCAUUCGUAG